This is a messenger RNA of Kickxella alabastrina, 1011 nucleotides long. RefSeq lists its product as uncharacterized. The coding region runs from base 46 to 855 and encodes 269 amino acids. The transcript has a single exon. Lineage: Eukaryota; Fungi; Kickxellomycota; Kickxellomycetes; Kickxellales; Kickxellaceae. The record is from RefSeq and is a predicted model, not a curated record.
CUUCCUCACCUUUCCCAUUUUUAAACAAAAAAUUUGCAAACCAUCAUGGAAAAAUAUGAUGCUGAUGUUGUCAAAGCUCCUCGAGCAGCAAUUGCCUUCACUGGCGGCAAGGACUCAGUGCUCGCAUUGCACCUGGUGUCUGCCAAGUUUCGGGCUUUAGUGACUAAUGAGCAAACAAAAGCGCAGCUUCACAACAUAGAGCAGCUCAACCCAGUCAUACUAGUGUCUUUCCGCCCCGCCGGUCAGCAAGACGAAUUUAAGGCACAUGGCUACGAAUGGACACUAAAGCUUGCAUCGUCGCUGGGCAUGCCACUGGUCGUCAAGGAAAUCAGCAAUACCCCUUCGUUUGAGGACAGCUAUCGCAGCCGGAUCAAGGAGCUUGCAGACGAAUACCAAGUGACCCGUCUGGUCACUGGAGAUAUUGAGGACAUUGGUGAGGGGUUCAUGGAUCGCGCGGUUACACAGACCGGUGUGGAGUUGGCUCGUCCGCUUUGGAAACUCCCCCGCCUUAAAGUACUCGACUUGUUGGCCCAUCUGCAGAUUGAUUACAUUGUGACGAUGACGCUGCUCGACAAGUUGCCCACUUCGAUUUCCGAGCGUCUCGUUGGUCAUUUAGUGACGCAACAAUAUUUGCUAGACCAAUUUGAUUGGUAUGACAGCAACCACCCGCCUCUUGACCUCAGAAAUACUGUGGACUUAGCCGGGGAGUAUGGCGAGAUGCACUCUAUGGUCAGAGACUGUCCGCUGUUCAGUUUCCAGGUCGUGCACUUGGGGAAAAUCCGCAAAGUUCAUCAGACUAAAUACGGAUCUUACAUGUACUUGUGUCCUGACAAAAUCCACAUUGUGCCCAAGUAACAUGUGAAUGCAAAUUAUACAUUUGGUGGGAGUUCUUAUUUAUCGCAAAUGGUUGUGUGGUAAAACCUCAUAGUGCUCAGACAACAAACAUUUUUGUUCUAUACAUUUUUUAUUUUAUACGACAUUAUAAAUAAAAGCCACCAAUUAUGCUGAUCA